CUUUUUUCCCUUCUCAGCAAUGGUACCAGCAUGAUAUCACUGAUCAUUCCCCCCAAAGACCAGAUCUCGCGAGUGGCGAAAAUGUUGGCGGACGAGUUUGGCACUGCCUCCAACAUUAAGUCUCGAGUGAAUCGCCUUUCAGUACUGGGAGCCAUUACAUCUGUACAGCAAAGACUGAAACUCUAUAACAAAGUACCUCCAAAUGGUCUGGUUGUUUACUGUGGAACAAUUGUGACAGAAGAAGGAAAAGAGAAGAAGGUCAACAUUGACUUUGAACCUUUCAAACCAAUCAACACGUCGUUGUAUUUGUGUGACAACAAAUUCCACACUGAGGCCCUCACGGCGCUGCUCUCCGACGACAGCAAGUUUGGCUUUAUUGUAAUAGAUGGCAGUGGGGCACUCUUUGGAACCCUGCAAGGAAACACACGAGAAGUCCUGCACAAAUUCACUGUGGAUCUUCCAAAGAAGCAUGGUCGGGGGGGUCAGUCCGCCCUGCGCUUCGCUCGCCUGCGGAUGGAGAAGCGGCACAACUACGUGCGCAAGGUGGCCGAGACGGCCGUGCAGCUCUUCAUCUCCGGGGACAAGGUCAACGUGGCCGGGCUCGUCCUGGCUGGCUCGGCUGACUUCAAAACUGAGCUGAGCCAGUCUGACAUGUUUGAUCAGAGGUUGCAAUCCAAAGUGCUCAAACUAGUUGACAUUUCCUAUGGAGGAGAAAAUGGGUUCAAUCAAGCGAUUGAGUUGUCAACUGAGGUCCUCUCCAAUGUGAAAUUCAUCCAAGAGAAAAAACUAAUAGGACGAUACUUCGAUGAAAUCAGUCAGGACACGGGCAAGUACUGCUUUGGUGUGGAAGAUACACUAAAAGCUUUGGAAAUGGGAGCAGUAGAGAUCCUGAUAGUCUAUGAAAACCUGGAUAUAAUGAGAUAUGUCCUGCACUGCCAAGGCACGGAGGAGGAGAAGAUCCUGUAUUUGACACCAGAACAAGAGAAGGAUAAAUCCCACUUCACAGAUAAGGAGACUGGGCAGGAACAUGAACUGAUAGAAAGUAUGCCCCUCCUGGAGUGGUUUGCAAACAACUACAAGAAAUUUGGAGCAACAUUGGAAAUUGUUACAGACAAAUCACAAGAAGGAUCCCAAUUUGUGAAAGGAUUUGGAGGAAUUGGAGGUAUCCUGCGGUACCGAGUGGACUUCCAGGGCAUGGAAUACCAAGGAGGAGACGAUGAAUUCUUUGACCUUGAUGACUACUAGGUAGUCGACCUGGGUCCGGCAAAACGUGCCUCGCCCCUCCAGCAUCCAACCCAAGGAGCAAACUCAUGGUGGAAAACACAACAGAUCCCUGCCUUAGAAUUGGAACAUUUCCAGAACUUGAUCCACGAGCAUUGGAUUUAAGAAAGCAAAACCCUACACUUUGAUUUGUCAUAGUGUCAGUACAGCAGCAAACUACUAAGUUCCUAUAUGCCACUUUGGACUAAUUUAAAAAAAGAAUCCCAGUUUUUACUUUUACUCAAUGGUGAAAUUGGUUGCUCUUGUAUUUUAUGGAAAUGAUUUUUUUAACCUUCAUGAUACAUUAACUGCUGUAAACCUCUUCCUUCGAAAAUUAAUAGAAGUAAGAUCCUACUGGUUUGUUUCUUUAUACUUUGAUUGGAGAAAUCAAUUGCUGCAUUUGGCAGCGCUGUGACCCAUUUACAUGGCAUUCUCAGCUUAGACUGCAGAAGAAAUGUAAGGAGGUUGGAGCCGUUCUCUUCAAAAGCUUGAGGAGGCACCGACCCGAGUGCUAGUUCAUAACGUGUGGCUUGCAAAUUCCAAUGGUCUGGGGAGGCUCACCAGCCAAACGUGCUUUAAUCUGUUUGCAGAAACACUGCUCUUACAAACUAGGAAAUGCACUUCAUGGAUUGCAAUGGAAAUGCUGCUGAAGUCUUGGGCUUAAUUUGGAUUUGAGCAGUGCAGCCUUCAGGAAUUCUAUUUUUUUUUUUUUUUUUCAGUCUUGACAAAAAAAUAAACAUGAGAUUUCAGUGAA
Messenger RNA from Empidonax traillii (willow flycatcher), 2014 nucleotides. RefSeq names its product eukaryotic translation termination factor 1 (gene ETF1). Bases 31 to 1245 code for a protein of 404 amino acids. NCBI's taxonomy places the organism in Eukaryota, Metazoa, Chordata, Aves, Passeriformes, Tyrannidae. Gene Ontology annotation, cellular component: translation release factor complex; cytosol. Gene Ontology annotation, molecular function: translation release factor activity, codon specific; sequence-specific mRNA binding. Gene Ontology annotation, biological process: cytoplasmic translational termination. The transcript is spliced from 9 exons. The record is from RefSeq and is a predicted model, not a curated record.